CUUUUGCAAUUUCAUUUCUCAAUUUCUUUAUUUCCCGUACAAAUUUUAUGUGGGUAUUCAAAGAAAUAACCUUGAUUCUUGAUAGGAUUAAUGUGCAGCUUUCUACAAUUUCAUUCUUGAUAAUUAUACCCAUUUAUUCUUUUAAGGUUACUGAUAAUAUUUUCAAGAGAGAUAUGGUUUUCUUGAGCUGGACUCGGCCAUCUCCUCGACAACAGAAAGAUUUUUUAACCAAGUCAAGUGCCUUCAAUUAUGACCCCAAAUACAAGGGAGCUACUGCAAAACCAGUAACUUCCCUUAAAGAAGACAGUGAACUUACUAGAGAUGGUUUCUUUGUGAACCAUGCUCGUGUUUUACUUGGUUCUGGUCUUGAUACUUUUGAUAAGGGCAAGUCAGCUCUUCAAAAUUGGAGGCAUUUCGGAUUGAAUUGGGCAUUUGUUGAUCCGAAGACUGCGAUUCAGAGUGGGGUGAAAUUUUGUGUUUGUUAUAAGGAGUUUUUGCCCUGGGUCAUGAUGCCUCUUCAGAUGAUUUAUGUUAAAGAGAGUAGAAAUGCUAAAAAGAGUAUGGCUUCGUUUUGUUUCGGUGGUGGUACUCUCCAAGGUCACUUACUGGCUGGGGAAGAGCGUUUUUCAAUUGAAAUGGAUGAGAACAAUCAAGUGUGGUACGAGAUACUUUCCUUCUCAAAACCUGACCACUUUCUGUCCUUUAUUGGAUACCCAUAUGUGAAAUUGAGGCAAAAAGAUUUUGCCAAUCAGUCUGCCAAUGCAGUUUUAGAACAUGUCAAUGCUUCAUAAACCCAUGUAGCAUGAAAUGUAAAUAUAAUGAUGGAUCAUUGUCAAAUCCAAAUGUAAACCCGGCACUGAAUAUUGUCUUUCAACUACUUGAUGCUGUUUGUACAAGGCACAUACUUGAUGAACAUUGUCGGCAAACAGUGCUCAAUAUAGAGGAUAAGUGCAUGGACCCUCGGUCAAUAUUUUGAGAUUAUUUA
This is a messenger RNA of Ricinus communis (castor bean), 985 nucleotides long. RefSeq names its product UPF0548 protein At2g17695. NCBI's taxonomy places the organism in Eukaryota, Viridiplantae, Streptophyta, Magnoliopsida, Malpighiales, Euphorbiaceae. Bases 48 to 791 code for a protein of 247 amino acids. The transcript is spliced from 4 exons. The record is from RefSeq and is a predicted model, not a curated record.